Molecule: messenger RNA, 2603 nt
Organism: Zootoca vivipara (common lizard)
Lineage: Eukaryota; Metazoa; Chordata; Lepidosauria; Squamata; Lacertidae
Gene: SHKBP1
Product: SH3KBP1 binding protein 1
Biological process (GO): positive regulation of epidermal growth factor receptor signaling pathway; protein homooligomerization
Molecular function (GO): protein binding
Source: RefSeq, a predicted model, not a curated record
UGGUUAUGGCGGCGGCGAGUCGAGCGGGCGGAGGGGCAGAGCUCGUGCAGCUGAACGUGGGCGGCCGGAGGUUCAGCACCUCCCGCCAGACCCUCACCUGGAUCCCGGAUUCCUUCUUUUCCAGCCUCCUCAGCGGACGGAUCUCCACCUUGAAGGAUGAAACGGGCGCGAUCUUCAUCGACCGAGACCCCGAUAUCUUUGCCCCCAUCCUCAACUUCCUUCGGACCAAAGAGCUUGACAUCAGGAGGACCAACGUUUCACUGCUCCUGCACGAAGCCCAGUUCUACGGGAUCACACCACUAGUGCGCCGCCUGCAGUUACGUGAGGAGCUGGAGCGCUCGUCCUGCGGAAGUGUCCUUUUCAAUGGCUACCUGCCACCACCAGUCUUCCCUGCCAAGCGGAGGAACCGCCACAGCGUCACGGGAGCACAGCUGGCGGCCCGCACGGGGAACCUCUCGGAGCGGGGCCUGGUGCGCCGGAGCAACACCAUGCCCCCCAACCUUGGGAACGCAGGGCUCCUGGGGCGGCUGCUGGAGGAGAGGGCCUCAGCCACAGGAGGGACGGGUGACCCUGGCGUGGUGCGUCUGGUAUGCGGGCACCACAACUGGAUCGCGGUGGCCUAUGCUCAAUUCUUCGUCUGCUACCGGAUGAAAGAGACUUCUGGCUGGCAGCUGGCUUUCUGCAGCCCUCGGCUGGACUGGGUCAUUGAGCGGGUGGCGCUGAAUGCCCGGGUGCUUGGGGGCUCCCUGGGCGACAACGACAAGAUGGUGGCGGCUGCCUCCUGCAGCGAGAUCCUCCUCUGGGCUCUGCAGCCCGACGGGAACGGCACAGAGAUUGGUGUCUUCCACCUAGGAGUCCCCGUGGAGGGUCUGUUCUUUGUGGGCAGCCAGCUCAUCGCCACCAGCCACACAGGAAAGAUUGGCGUCUGGAAUGCAGUCACCAAACACUGGCAGACUCAGGACAUGGUCCCCAUCAACAGCUACGACGCGGCCGGCUCCUUCUUGCUUCUGGGGUGCAACAAUGGGUCCAUCUACUAUGUAGAUGUGCAGAAGUUCCCACUGCGCAUGAAGGACAACGACCUCCUGGUGACGGAGCUCUAUCGCGAUCCCUCGGAGGAUGCCAUCACCGCCCUCAGUGUCUACCUGACGCCCAAGAGCAGCAACAGCGGCAACUGGAUUGAGAUUGCCUAUGGCACCAGCUCCGGCACGGUCCGCGUCAUCGUCCAGCACCCAGAGACAGUCAGCUCAGGGCCCCAGCUCUUCCAGACCUUUGCUGUCCACCGCAGUCCCGUCACGAAGGUGAUGCUCUCCGAGAGACACCUCAUCUCAGUAUGCGCUGACAACAACCACGUCCGCACGUGGACCGUGACCCGGUUCCGCGGGAUGAUCUCCACGCAGCCUGGCUCCACCCCACUGGCCUCCUUCAAGAUCCUCGCCCUGGAGUCAGUGGACGGGCACGGGGGCUGCAGUGCCGGCACCGACAUUGGCCCCUUUGGGGAGCGGGACGACCAGCAGGUCUUCCUCCAGAGGGUGGUGCCAGAUGCCAGCAAGCUCUACGUGCGACUCUCCUCCACGGGCAAAAGGAUCUGCGAGGUGCGCUCUGUUGACGGGUCCCCCAUCACGGCCUUCGCGGUGCAGGAGUGCGAGGGCUCCAGCCGCAUCGGCUCCCGCCCCCGCCGCUACCUCUUCACCGGCCACACCAACGGCAGCCUGCAGAUGUGGGACCUCACCACUGCCAUGGAGGUGGUGGGCCAGCCGGCAGACGCGGGCGGUCUCUCGGAGGAGGAACUUCUGCAGGAACUGGAGCAGUGUGACUUGGCUCUCUCACACUCCCUCGAGGCGAACCCGGCCAGGCCUUUCGCUCCCGCCAGCACUCCUUGGACUGCCAGCACCAGCAGCCUCCAGUGCCAAGACUCGGACGGCCCCCGCGACAAGGCAGCCAGGGGCUCCCUGGCCCCCGCCUGCCGCUUCAGCCGCGAGAACCAGCCCCCCCUGGACUCCCCCCACCUGCAGCACGGAGACCCGGACCGCCGGCGCCUGGGCGGGAACUUUGUGGAGCGCUGCCAGGAACUUGCCCGCUCCUCUGGGCUGGCCCAGCCUGACCCCCGGUGGGUUGCCAGCAGCUACCCCAGGGAGCAGCAGCAGGGUGCCAAGGCCAGGCGGGGCGGCGGGGGGGCCACGGCGGCUCCGAGACCUCCCAGCCCAAGCCCCUCAUCCAGCGAACCCCCCCUCCCACUGGCCCCGUCCAAAGUGCGGCUCAACGAGACCUCCUUCUGACCCUCCGCAAAAGGAGGCGUCUCUCUGACCAAAGACCCCCCCCCCAUGCAGCCGGGGGGGGCAGCCUUUGCUUCCGGCCUCCUGCGCCGCCGUGGGGAGGAGUGCAGGGCUGGCCCCUGAGCCCUCCUCUUCCUCCUGCCCCCCCAAAACGCUUGCACCUCCCUCCCCAAGUGACUUCCAGUCCUCUCAGGGUCUCCUUGCCCCUUCCCCCUCCCCCCCCCCCGGCGCUGGGCGCUUUUCUCCCCAGCAAGGGAUUUUGCACAGGUCUACAGCAGCAUCCAUGGGGGGGCCCUUCUCCUCCUCCAUGGGGAAGGCCCAGUGGGUGGG